UUUCAAAAAAAAAUUUUUUUCAGGAAAAGAAAAGAAGAAUGUCCUUCUCAGAAAUUCUACAAUUUCUCCACCCUUCAACACCUAACCACAUAUUAUCCACAGCCUUACAACUUUUGUUAGAACUAGAAGAAAAUUAUUUUAAAAAUUUAUCCAACAACGAAAUUUUUUUAUUUUUCCAAAAAAUUGCUCAAUUCUUCUCCCCUUCCCCAACAAUUUCUUCUUCAAAUUUAAUUUUAUUAUUGUCAAUUUUAAUUAAUUUAACGGCUAUUAAAUCCUCUCAAUUUUCCCCUCUUUUAAUUAAUUCUAAACAAAUUAUUUUAAAAUUGUCCAAAUUUUUGGAGGAGGAGGAGGAGGGGGAAUAUUCUACUUUUACUGCACAAUUAUUUGUUAAUAUUUCGAGGCAAUUUCCUCAACAAUUUGUGGAUAAAUUGAAUUGUUAUGAUGAUGAAUUUGGCUCUAAAUUGAUUGAUCACUUUUUAACUCAAAAUACUUCCAAAAACAAAAACAGCGACUUGUCAACUUAUUUAGGAUUUUUGGUAGUUAACCUUUCAUCAGUCAAAUCUUUUGCUGUUUUAAUUGCAACAAAUAAAUUAGAUUCUUUUUCUUCUUUAUUGUCUUAUGGAGAGACUUCUCAAGUUAAAUCUUCAGCUCUUCAAGUAGUUUACAAUUUGUCACUUCAAGACGAAUUCCAUGCUCUAAUGCUUUCCAAAGAUUUGCAAGCAAACAAACUUUUGGUUGCCCUUUUGUCUCCAUUGGUUGACUCUGAGGAUAAACUGUCUGAAGAAGAGAUUGAAAAUCUUCCUGUUGAUCUUCAAUAUUGGGAGAAAAAACGAAAUUGGGAUUUGAAAUUGUGGGAAUUGACGCUUUGUACUUUUUGCGCCACUCGUCUGGGCCGUUCCUUUCUUCGAAAUGCAAAUAUUUAUCCAUUACUUCGUGAAAUGGACAAUGCACGGAUUUUGAAGCAAGGUGAAGAUAAUCUCAAAAAUGGAAUUAUUUUGGAAGAAAAUGGAAAGAAUUUGGAUAUAUUGAGGGCUUUAAUAAGUAUUUUGAUUAGAAGAGAAGAUGAAAUGGGAAUAGAAGAAAAUGAGGACAAAUUAGAGUCUAUUAGAGAGUUGGGGAUUUAG
This is a messenger RNA of Meloidogyne enterolobii, 1124 nucleotides long. The record is from the annotation of a GenBank genome assembly. Lineage: Eukaryota; Metazoa; Nematoda; Chromadorea; Rhabditida; Meloidogynidae.